Messenger RNA from Fusarium keratoplasticum, 1071 nucleotides. RefSeq names its product SEC63 domain-containing protein. The record is from RefSeq and is a predicted model, not a curated record. The transcript has a single exon. Bases 1 to 1071 code for a protein of 356 amino acids. Lineage: Eukaryota; Fungi; Ascomycota; Sordariomycetes; Hypocreales; Nectriaceae.
AUGGCGAGUCAAGCCCAACCAAACCUCACACCGUCCUCCUCAGCCGAGGCUCAACAACUUCAACCAACAGCAUCGCAAGGGUCACACGAGAUCCAGCUGCGCUACAAGUUGGCACCCUUGACAUUCAAGACGCUCUGUACCAUCCAGAGCCACCCCACUCGCUCAGACAUUCUCAAGAAGGCUUGCUUUGCGACCGAAUUUCGUUCGUUUCCGAUCAAAAGAGGCGAGACUGCUUUUUGUAGAGCCAUCAACGACACCACCGGUAUUCCCUACCCGAUCUCCGAGAACAUCUCUCAGCCAUGGCACAAAGUUUUCCUUCUCGUUCAAUUGAAUAUGUCAAGAGCACCCUGGCCCAACAAGCUCUCUGGACCAGCUCGGAAAGAGCUCAACCAGGAACUUCGCCGUAUGUACUCAGCUCUUGACAACGUGCUGAGAUGCUUUGUGGAUAUACUGGGAGAACGUGGCGACGGAAAGGGGGUACGAACAGCUCUCGACGUGUUGAGGAGUGUCAAGGCCAACGUCUGGGAAGGGAGCGACAACGAGCUGUUGCAGGUUGAGGGCAUUGGUGCCGUGAAAAAAGAACGACUUGUGAAGGCUGGUAUCAAAACCAUCAGAAAGCUGGCCAAGCUCGAGUUUUACCACAUUGAGCGCCUUCUCAGCCGGAAUCCGCCCUUUGGCCACACAAUGCUGCACCAACUGGCGGGGUUUCCUGUCCUUACGCUGGACUUUGAAAUUGUCAGCCAAUACAACCCUUCAGCAAAAUCAUCGGGCGAGUCUGGUCAAGGCUGUGCUGAGCAACAAACUGACAAACCACUUUGGAUUGCUCGAGCCAUCCUUGGCUUCACAAACAAGGAGACACCAAUCUGGAACAGCCGCAUACCAUGGUUAUCGCUAGCCGUUGAGGGGAAAGAUGGACGACUUGUCUGGUUCUGGCGAGGCAGUGCAAAACGGCUUGUGGAGAGUAAGGAAAUGAUUAUCGGGCUGGCCGCGGAGAAGGGCGAAGAACUCAAGAUUGUGUUGGCAUGUGAGGAGAUUGUCGGGACCAUGAUACAGAUGAAUGUUGCGGUGUGA